This is a messenger RNA of Apis dorsata (giant honeybee), 547 nucleotides long. RefSeq lists its product as uncharacterized. The transcript has 2 exons. NCBI's taxonomy places the organism in Eukaryota, Metazoa, Arthropoda, Insecta, Hymenoptera, Apidae. The record is from RefSeq and is a predicted model, not a curated record. The annotation marks the transcript as partial.
CAAAAAGAAAUGAGGAUUGGUUACUUCUGAUAGAUCGGAUAUAAAAGUAAAAAAGAAAAAGUCGUAAGUCUUAUAAUCGCAAAGUCACAGAUUAUAUAGUAAAUUAUACAUAAUAAAAUCGUUGACUUUUGUGAGAUAAUCAUUGAAAUAUAUAAUGGGUAACUCGCAAAAUAAAAAUAUUCCAAAACAAAAGAAUACAGAUAUACUUCAUGCAUACAAUCUAAAUCGAACUACAUUUCCUAAUGUUAUACCACCUUCAUCGUUUAUAACGGAAGACGAAUUUUUCAAAACAUGGUGCUCUUGGAAAAAUGAAUUCUUAACAUUCAAAAAAAUUUUAAAUAAAGAGAAUUUUAAUAAGGAAAAAUGGGGAAAUCUGUUAUUAAAUUUAAUGGGUCCAAUUGGACAAAAUAUUCAUAGCACAUUUCAAUUUAAUUCUCUGAAUGAUAAAGAAAAUGUAGAUAUAUUACUUGAAAAAUUUGAUGAAUAUUACAUAUUUUCAGGAAGAAAAAAAUUACCUUUAGAAAAUAUAUAUAAAUACAUAAACGAC